Molecule: messenger RNA, 1929 nt
Organism: Diorhabda sublineata
Lineage: Eukaryota; Metazoa; Arthropoda; Insecta; Coleoptera; Chrysomelidae
Product: fatty acyl-CoA reductase wat-like
Exons: 8
Coding region: 209-1801 (530 amino acids)
Biological process (GO): long-chain fatty-acyl-CoA metabolic process
Cellular component (GO): peroxisome
Molecular function (GO): alcohol-forming very long-chain fatty acyl-CoA reductase (NADP+) activity
Source: RefSeq, a predicted model, not a curated record
GGUUCGCGAGUUGAUUUCUUAACUCUGUUCAUCACCGACGUCUGCGAAAGCAUCAGGUGGGUUGGGUAGACAGGGACAAGCUUGUUUCUUCAGUAUUUUCAGCCAGUUAGCAUUUAACCUCUAGACUAACGAAUAGCGCGAAAUAUUUUCAAGCUUUCAGUUGAAAUCCUUAAUUGUGUUCAGUGGUGAGCGUACGUUAAACUUCAGGAUGACUAUACCAGAUCCUCUGAGGCUUGCCGAUCUUGAUUACGAGACAACACAGAAUGAAAGAAAUACCAACGAUGCCACAGAAGCCACGCAAAUUCAAGAAUUUUAUAAAGAUACGAAUAUUUUCGUGACGGGUGCCACGGGAUUCUUAGGAAAUAUCUUGCUAGAAAAAUUAUUAAGAUCUUGCCAUAACUUAUCGACCAUCUAUAUUCUUGUUAGAAGUAAAAAAGGAAAAACUGUUAAUACCAGAAUCGAAGAGAUUUUCGAUGAUGUACUUUUUGAUAGAAUGAAGAAAAUUAACCCGAAGUUUCAACAUAAGAUUGUUGGAAUAGCUGGGGAUUGUUCGUUGCCUGAUUUGGGACUCUCUUCGCAAGAUAGGAAAACAUUGAUAGAAGAGACCCAUAUAGUGUUUCAUGUUGCAGCUACCGUUCGUUUCGACGAGAAAUUAAAAACGGCGGUAGAUAUUAACGUUAGAGCUACAGAGUAUAUGUUAAAUCUAGCUCGUAGUAUGCCUAAACUCAAAUCUUUCAUACACGUAUCUACCGCUUAUGCAAAUUGUACAGGAGAUGUGAUCGAAGAAAAGAUUUAUCCUCCAGCUAUGGACCACAAGAAAUUAAUUACAAUGUCCGAUAUAUUAUCAGAAAAAUUAUUGGAUACUUUAACACCAACGAUUUUAGAUAAAUAUCCUAAUACUUAUGCUUUCACUAAACAAAUCGCAGAAGACGUUGUAAAAACACAUGGUGAAAAUCUUCCCGUUGGAAUAACAAGGCCUUCUGUAGUGAUUUCAACUUACAAGGAACCAGUAAAAGCUUGGAUAAAUAAUAUGUAUGGAUGUACUGGUAUGGUAGCUGGAGCCGGAUUGGGUUUAAUACGAACAAUGUAUUGUGAUGGAAAUGUGAAUGCGAAUGUUGUACCAGUAGAUAUGUGUGUAAACUCCAUGAUAACAGCUGCUUGGGACGUCAGCGAGAAGUUUAUCGAAGCUAAGACUCAAAAUAAGGAAUAUGAAAUACCUGUUUAUAAUUUUGAAAGUAGUAAUGAAUGUGCUAUAACUUGGAACGAAUUCAUGGGAACCAAUUUAAAAUAUGGCGUAAACGUACCGUCUUCCAGAGCUAUAUGGUAUUUCUGUUUUAGUUUGCAAUCAAAUUACUUCUUGUACCUUCUAUUUAGGUUCUUUUUACAUACAGUUCCCGCGUACAUUGUAGAUGGAGCUCUGUUGUGCAUGGGUCAAAAACCCAAAAUGUACAAUGUAUAUAGAAAGAUACAUAAAUUUUCUGGAGUUCUUUCCUAUUUUACAAAGAAAACUUGGAUUUUCAAGUCGAACAACGUUCAGAGAGUUUGUAAAAAGUUGAGUAAAAGAGACAACGAGAUAUUCUUCUGCGAUUUAAGUCAAAUAAAUUGGGACGAAUAUUCUAAACAUUUUAUUAGAGGUAUCAGAAUAUAUUUGGUGAAUGAUCCUAUGGAAACUUUACCUCAAGCUAUUGUCAGAUGGAAAAGGUUAUAUUGGGCUCAUCAAAUUGUAAAAACUGUUUGUGCAUUAUUAUUCUUGAGCUUUUUGUGGAUAGUAGUAAAUAGUAUUUUGAAUUUUUCGUUUUAAUUAAGUAAAUUGGAAAUAAUUGGAGAUAAAAUCGUAAUUUAUAUAAAAAGGUAGCUAUUAUUUAAUAUAAGGAAAUUAAUUGUAUAAUGUUAGAAAAAAGUGAUAAAUAAUAUAUAAAUUGUAUAGCA